Molecule: messenger RNA, 1106 nt
Organism: Aspergillus candidus
Lineage: Eukaryota; Fungi; Ascomycota; Eurotiomycetes; Eurotiales; Aspergillaceae
Exons: 2
Coding region: 19-576 (185 amino acids)
Source: RefSeq, a predicted model, not a curated record
CAACAACUAGUGUUCACCAUGUAUGAAUCCUACCGUCCUCAUCCCCUCCUCGCCCAGGUCCCCUUGACCGUCUCCCCAUUCAUUAACCUCCCCACCUCCGUCACCCUCCCCUAUACCUACAAAUCCGUUCCCUCCACCCUACCUCCCUCCGUCACGGUAGAUCCCAACAACCCAGAUGCCACCCCCCGCUACAUCAUCUCCUCCAGCGGCGAGCACGCCGCGUCUCCCGAGGAGAUCCUAGCCUCAUGCCAAUCCCUCAAGCAACACCUGAACAAGAUGCGCUCCGACGCCGACCAGGCCAUCCGUGCGUGGGAAGAAUCCAUCACCCAGCGGGAGCUGGCGGAGAAGCGUCGUCUGGCGCCUGGUUGGCUGGACCGGGAGGAAAAGCUGCUUCGACCGACGAAUGCGCCCACCGGGCCCUCGUCGCAAUCGCAUCCCGACCAGCCUAGUCUGCUCGAUAGUAGCGACGUGGCUGACUCUGGGGCCUCCCGUUUGCCGUCGAUGAAGCCACGUGAUGAGGGGGAGGAGCUGGAUCGGGCGUUUGGGGGUUUGGGUCUGAAAUCGGGUGGUGGAUGAUUCCAUCUGGAGGACAGUACUACUGUCCGAUAAGAGCAUCUGUUCUCUUUCCGGGAAACGGCCGUGGAAUUGUGUUACCGCAAGAUCAUAUGCCGUCUGCACGAGCCAUCUCUUGCGGGAUUCCCAUCGCUACGGUGGAGUCUCUACCUUCGUGCGUGGCUGAACAUGCGAGGCUAGAUUCUCUCUUGCUUGCAAAAACCAAUGGUCUGACAUCGAUGGGCCGGCUGUUUGAACCAUCACGCUACGCCUCUUUCGCCACUUCGAACACUGAGCCGGUGGCGUCCAAGAGCACGUCCUGCGGGGUCGAAUAGUACCGUUCGUACCCCCCAAUGGCUCGAAGCUCGACUAAGUCGACGACAUUCCUAUGGUCGCGAGUCUCUUCUAUCGCAAGCCCAUCUUGUAAAUGGGACAUGCUACGAACGUGGGCACAUCGAUCGCCCUCAAACUAUGCGAAGACUCCCAGCAGUAGCGGGGUCCGCGGGGUCGACAGAAUAGUCAACAUAGAAACUUAAUGGAUAUGAAAAUACCAA